CAUCACAAGGCUUCAACAUCAUUUCUUCAAACCUUAUCAUAUGAUGAUCCUAUAUGACUACUCCAUCUCCUUUGCCACCCCAACAUUUUUCUUUCUUUCUCAGAAACCCAAUUUUCCAUUUUCUCAUGAAACAAACAGGCAUAUAUAUUUUGGUGUUGUAGAACCUUGGUUUUGUUUAGGAUUAACAUACAUAUUCUCUCCAAGACCUCCAUAAAGGGAGAGACAAAGUAGGAACUUUCUUUUUCCUUUUUCGUUGCUUACUCUUUAACCCAACUUUGCUUUUUCUGAGCUAUAAAGUCCACAAACAGUUUAAGCCUAACUAUUUGCAACCUUGUAUCUGUUUAGAUCUAGUUUUUCAUAGAAUUCGAUAAGCCAAAACCACAUUCUUGUAGUGUACAAGCUUCCAAGAAAAUCAAACCAAACCGUUUUGUACAUUUAUGAUUUAUUGUUACUAUAUUCACUCUUCGAAAUCAAGCUCAUUUUCUCACAUGGGCUUUCUCUUCUCUCUCACAUUGGUUGUUCUCUCAUUCAUAUGUGUAGCGUUCACAAAAUCUGAAGCUCAGAAGAUCCAAUCAGCCCGUCUUCUCGACCUUCUCAUUCGAGACGUCACCUUCAAGGCGUACGACACACGCAUCAGGACAGGAACACUACACACUGUAAAUUUACCAGCAAACUUCUCAGGCAUCAUAGUUGAUACUGCAAGAUACAGAUGUGGCAGUCUGCGAAGGUACGGCGCGCAGGUAAAAGAAUUUCAUCUAGGCACUGGUGUAUCUGUGCAUCCAUGUGCUGAGAGGGUCAUGAUAGUUAGACAAAAUUUGGGAUAUAAUUGGUCCUCAAUAUAUUAUGCCAACUAUGACCUAUCUGGAUAUCAGCUUGUUUCUCCGAUUUUAGGCCUCUUAGCGUAUAACGCCGGUACGGAUGUGAACUUCAGCAACCCUUUUGAGCUUGGUAUUGAAGCUGGAGAAAAACCCAUCAGCAUUGACUUUAAAAACAUCACAAGGGUGAACAAUGAAUUGGGUACAAGGCCAUUAUGUGCAAGUUUUGAAGGUGAUGGCAAAGUGACAUUGGCAAGGGAAACUAAACCUUACAUUUGUGUUGCAAAAAGGCAUGGACAUUUCGGGUUGGUCAUUGAGAAACCUAUUCCGGUGCAGUUGAGGAAGAGAGUGAGCCAGUGGAAAAUAGCGGUUGGAAGCUCGGUUGGAUCUGCAUUGGGUGCUUUUCUUUUGGGACUGCUUCUAGUGGCAAUGCUUGUGAAGGUGAAGAAGCAGUCGAGGAUGGUGGAGAUGGAGAGAAGGGCUUAUGAAGAGGAAGCUUUACAGGUAUCAAUGGUUGGACAUGUGAGGGCUCCUACCGCAUCGGGUACUCGAACAACACCAGCAAUUGAGCAUGCGUAUAUACCUCCUCCUCACUGAAUUGGAUUCAGUUUUUCAUACUAAAUUAUUCUUUUUUAACAUUAUUUAGCUGAAAUGGAAAGGUAUUUGUUGUGAGAUAGAAUUGUAGUUAACCAAAUUUUUCAAAGGCUCCGUUGGUUGGGAGAAGGAAAUUCUACUUUCUGAGCUAUACAUGGCCAUUCAUUGUUCUUUU
Messenger RNA from Pyrus x bretschneideri (Chinese white pear), 1584 nucleotides. RefSeq lists its product as uncharacterized. Lineage: Eukaryota; Viridiplantae; Streptophyta; Magnoliopsida; Rosales; Rosaceae. Gene Ontology annotation, cellular component: membrane. The transcript has a single exon. Bases 438 to 1412 code for a protein of 324 amino acids. The record is from RefSeq and is a predicted model, not a curated record.